AUGUCAGUCAAGUUUGAAGAACUAGUCACUUCAUUAAUUGAUACCGCCCCAUCCACCGAGUUACCUGAAGUUAUCGAAUCGUUACAAACCAUUUCUGGAGCCUCGAAGUCGACAAUCGAUGACGCCGUAGCUGAGUACAUCAAAACACACCCGAUUGCUAUAUCGGACUAUAUCAUAAGCUCAUUAAACAAGGAUCUGCAUUCAUUGAAAUAUAUUGAUUAUGUAAAGGGGGAGAAGUUUUCAUUUGACGUAGCUAAACAGGCAAUUAUUGACGUUGAACCAUACUCGCCUGAGGUCCCCAUUGAUUCCAAAUUGGUGGACAAGUUGCAGCAAUACGGUGAUGAUUAUUUCCAAGACUAUACAUUUACAAUUGUUCCUAAAUCAAAGGACUCAUACACGAUUGUAAUAAUUGGAGAGAAAUUGAACAAGGGCAAUUUCUACACAGGGAAAUGGCACAGUCAGUACCAAGUCUCAAACAAUGAAAUUACAGGUGCUAUUGAUUUAGAUAUCCACUAUUUUGAAGAUGGAAACGUGCGUUUGAAAUAUACCGAAUCGAACGUAUCCAAUGCUGAGCAUGGGAAUUCGGUUUCUUCAGUUAGUGACGUGGUCAAUUUCAUCAACCAAGCUGAUAAUGCAGUCGAAUUGAAGUUGCUUGAUCAAUUCCAACACUUGAAUCAGCAGUCGUUCAAGACUUUGAGAAGAUUGUUGCCCGUGACUAGAUCCAAGAUCAAUUGGGGUAGUGCUAUUGGAAACUAUAGAUUAGGGUCUGAUGUAGUUAAUAAACAGUGA
Messenger RNA from Lodderomyces theae, 789 nucleotides. RefSeq lists its product as uncharacterized. Gene Ontology annotation, molecular function: actin filament binding. Bases 1 to 789 code for a protein of 262 amino acids. The record is from RefSeq and is a predicted model, not a curated record. Gene Ontology annotation, cellular component: actin cortical patch; F-actin capping protein complex. Gene Ontology annotation, biological process: barbed-end actin filament capping; actin cytoskeleton organization. The transcript has a single exon. Lineage: Eukaryota; Fungi; Ascomycota; Pichiomycetes; Serinales; Debaryomycetaceae.